Molecule: messenger RNA, 390 nt
Organism: Brenthis ino (lesser marbled fritillary)
Lineage: Eukaryota; Metazoa; Arthropoda; Insecta; Lepidoptera; Nymphalidae
Source: the annotation of a GenBank genome assembly
AUGAUUGCACAUUAUCCACCAACCCCUAUAAAAGCUGCAAAAUUUCAUUUUAUGCACAUUAUCAGCUUGAAUUUCGCUAAGAGAAGAUCGUCCAAUAUGAAGUUUUACGUUAUUUUAGUUGUGCUUUUCGGAGUUUUGGCUUUAGUGUCGUCUCAAAAUGAUGGACAGGUGUAUUGUGGUAGACGUCUUUCAAUGGCUUUGGAUUUGUUUUGCAAUGAUAGUUUAUUUAGAAGAUCUGUACGAAAUAAUCAAGGUAUUUCCGGGUGGCCGUGGAUCACUUCCGGCCGAGCUUAUAAGCUGAAUAGAUUCAAGAGGAAUGGCAUAGUCGCUGAGUGCUGCGAGAAACCUUGCACUAUAAAUGAACUGCUAAGCUAUUGUGCACCAAAUUCA